Haemonchus placei is the source of this 204-nucleotide messenger RNA. The record is from the annotation of a GenBank genome assembly. NCBI's taxonomy places the organism in Eukaryota, Metazoa, Nematoda, Chromadorea, Rhabditida, Trichostrongylidae.
AAGAGAAGCGCGAAUUUGACAUGGUUUUCACCGGCGGCAGCGACUCCCGAUUUGUGCGAUAGCAUAUCGGAUCCAUCUCAGUACAUCAGAACUAGGAAGGGCAGGCUUAUCGGUAGAACGACAGAAAUGACGAUAUCCGGCAAUCUUGACUGGAAGGAUAAGACAUCUCUAGGUAUAAUGCAUUUCCACGUAGAAUUUCGUUGA